Molecule: messenger RNA, 10129 nt
Organism: Nematostella vectensis (starlet sea anemone)
Lineage: Eukaryota; Metazoa; Cnidaria; Anthozoa; Actiniaria; Edwardsiidae
Product: ubiquitin carboxyl-terminal hydrolase 34
Exons: 72
Coding region: 146-9730 (3194 amino acids)
Biological process (GO): protein deubiquitination
Cellular component (GO): nucleus; cytosol
Molecular function (GO): cysteine-type deubiquitinase activity; cysteine-type endopeptidase activity
Source: RefSeq, a predicted model, not a curated record
GGGACUCAUCUGUCAGGUUGCGUGAAAACGAGGCUAAACAAAAAUGGCGCGGGAACGUGGAAGAAAAAGGAACCAAGAAAAACAGACUUGGCGAUGCAAUACAGCAUUCUAAAUCACUGCGAGAAUCUUUGGCAAGGACUACAGAAUGUCCGAAUGCUGUAAAGAUCUCUUCACGACACUAGAUAAAUAUGACUUAGACGAACCACAGUUUACCAAGGAAGAUGUGUUAACUGUUGUGGCCUUUAUUUUGUCCUGGCAACAUCGGCAGUGCAGAUGCGUCUUUAGAGAUCAGUUAAAUCUGUCGAGACUCGAGGACCAAUUUCAGAUUUUGCUCAGCUGUGCGAUUGAGGAGAUUUCGCCAGCGGUGAACAAACACAAUGUCGCAGACGCGACCGAGGAUGAGCCAUGGAAUGACAUCGAACGGGAGAAAUUGUUUGUUUGCGUGGGCAAAGUCUUUCAGCUUCACUUCCCCUUUUAUCAAGCACGGCAAAUACCCCUGGUCCGACAGGACAUCACUGCAAAAGACUGCAACAAAUACUGUGACAUGAAUGAUGGUGAGGUGCCAGAGGCCCUGCUGAUCAAUAUCGCAUACUUCUGCGAGAAAGGAGGCCUGUCCGCGAUCCGUACUGCAUUCCAAGACAAAGGGCCAGAUACUCUGUCGCUUGCUGAAGCACAUUUACUUGUUUCCAUGGUGACACAGUUGCGUGUGUGGUUCAGUGUGCAGGCCAUUGUACAGUAUAUCACUCCUCUGAGAGGCCCUGUUAUCAGGUAUUUGUGCAAGCUGUCUGACAAGGAUUUGCGUCAACCUGACGGUAGAACGACCAUGGCCGAUACCAUGUGGAGUGCUGUCAAAGGACCUGUAGAAUCUGGGCCUAUCUUUGACCGGGAUAGUAUGGAUCUUGCGUUCAAGUACUUCACUUCUUCUACGUUAACUAUCAGGCUGGCUGGACUCAACCAAAUUGCUAACCAAGUGCACAUGUUCAUGGACUUAUUCCAAGCAAAUACUGUUGGCGAGAUUGAUAGCAUGUGCGCAGAGUUAUCCCAGUGGCUCCUGGAUAACAACAUUGUGGAGCAUCUCUUUGGCCCCAAUCUUCAUGUAGAGUUGCUAAAGCAGUCUCAGAUUAUCUUGAACUACCUUGCUCAAGAGGGUUGUGUCAGCAACCAACACUUGGACUGCAUCUGGGCUGCUGCACAGCUAAAACAUGCCAGCCGUUAUGUGCAUGAUCUGCUCACGGUCCUAACAAAACACCUGGAUAUGCCGUCCAUCCUUUACCUGCUGGACCAAGUCUCCGCCAUGCAGCCAUCAGCACACACCAAGCAGACUCUGUUCCUGGCUUCCAUACUGCUAAGAAUUAUCUGGAGUGCUGGCCUGUCCACUGCCGGCAAGUCUGUAGGGCCAGCUCAUGUGACCAGCCCUGUUCAUGGACCUCUCCCUGCUGGUGCUGCCUCAGCAGCUGUGACAGCUGCCCUUCAGAGGAAAUUCCGCCGUGGUGACAGCAUGAGUCAGAGCAGUAGUAGAAGUGGAAGUAUCAGUGACAUUAGUUUUGAUGCAGAUCACCGUGACAUGGAGGAGUCGCCCAAGUCUAGGAAAUUUACAAACCUACCCCCUGAUAAUCUAGACCUUGUAGGCAGCAACACACCACCUACCCUCCCCCCAGGAUAUGACAGUCCUGCUGAUGAAUUCCCAAAUUCCAACAAGGCCGAGGAUGCUGACAUUGAUAGCACUAGCUGCACUAACAGCCAUGGCAGCUCCCUCUCAGGGAGGAGGGGUCUGGAGGAUUUCGAAGGGGAUGAUAUUGAAGAUGAGCUGACUCAGCUUAAGGCAGUUGUGGCUUUAAGGAGUAUCCAGAAAGGUGAUAGCCCUAAAAGCUUUGAUUUAAGUUCUGUCUGCGAUGAAGGCAAGACGUUGCUGUGGGAUUUGCUACAAGACAAGAAUGCUAUUCAUCUAGAGGAUGGACUGAUCCAAGAGACUGAAAAGCUACUGUGUCAGCUCAUCUGUUACACUGGGGAGAAGAAGAUAAGAAUGAAGUUCGUUGAAGGCUGCCUAGAUAAUCUAUCAAAUAACAGGUCAACUGUCAUGUCCAUUCAGCUACUGCCCAAGCUACUCAGCUCCUUCCAGCAGUACAUUAACAACAGCUAUGGGCCCCACUGGGUGACAAAGUUUGCUACCACUGAGCUAGGCAUGAUGGAUCUGUUCUUUAAGAACCUUGUGCUGUACAUGGAAGGUGCUCAGGGUCAGAACAAACCGGUCUGCUCUUUGUACACCCACAUGGAAGAAGUUCAAGCACGCCUUCACUUCUUAUCCUCCAUUUAUUCCAGUGAGCUCUCUCCACCAGACUUCAGUCUUAGUGUAGACCAGGUAGAUGCACUGUGGUCCACCCUCAUAGGAGACCCCCAGUGUUGCGAUGAGGCCCUUGAAUGGUUUGUCCAGCAAGUCCAGAGCAAAGAACUACAUGCCCUAGAUCGCAGCGUUCUUAAGUACAUCUUCACAACAAAGCUUCCAUCUCUGACACCCGAGUCAUUUUCAAUGACUGGACUUACAUUACUGCAGCAGUUGUACAAAAUGUUCAAGCACUCAUCUAUUAAAUCUGAUGAUGCUCACAAGGUUUACGGCAUUGACCAAGUGUGGAAUAUUGCCAUCCAGGCAAAGUCAACAGAAGUCAGCAUGUCAGCAAUGAAGUAUCUCAACUCCCUCUAUAUCAAUGCUGAUGGAGGCAGUCUUCAGUAUGAGGAUGAAUUUAUCAGUCGCUGCAUUGACAGCAUUAAAGCUGCGGCUUCUUCUUUAUCCCAGGAAAACCAAGAUGAUAAUCUUCAAAUCAUGGAGCGAGGCAUCUGUCUUCUCAAAACUCACAUAGAGACUUUUAAGCGAAGGUUUGCCUUCCAUCUCCGCCUGUGGUUGCUUGAGGGGCAGGGAAUAACAUGUCACAAGCAGAAACAGCAACGUCCCUCAGAGAAGCAUUUCCCCAUCCGUGUCAUGUGCCAGCCUGCUGGGCUAUCAGACAAGGGUACAUUUGAGAUGCACUCCUCUGACCUUGUGGCCGAGCUCCGCGCAGAGGUGACCCAUUGGUGCAAGCUUCUGCAGGAGAGAAUUCAGCAGGAACAUCAGUCAGGAGACGGAAUGCAGCACGCGCCUCUGUCUCCAUUCUCGCCACAACUGCACCCUCCUUUCAGACUCAUCUCACAGGGCCAUGAGCUCACGCCUGACCUGGACGAGAAGUCACUAGCUGAUGUGGGAUUUAAAGACCUACAGCUGGUGUUUGUAUCUGUGGGUGCCGCAAGGCGUGACCGUUACCACGAUGGGAGCCAAGUCCCCUCAUCUGUUCUACCUGCCCCAUCCUGGGACAACACACCCAUGGUGAUAUUACUACGAGAGCAACACUCAGAGACUCUCUUCUCAUUCUUGGAAAUCUUAGACGAUUUUAACUCUUCUACAAUUGCAAAGCCAAUGGACGAUUCGAGUGCAGUAGAACAAAUGGAGUACCAACCAUUGGCAUCUACUUCGGACUUCCGUUCUGAACUUAGAGCUAAAGAUAGUGAUCUUACGGAGCAAAAAGUGAAAACAUUUCAAGAAAGUCAUGCGGAAUUUUUAUGUCAAUUGAUCUGGGAAUUACUUUGUAUACUUCCUACAAACCACACAGUACUAAAUAGAUUAAAAUUCUUUGGUCACACUUUGGCAUCGGAGAAUGCACCAAAUAAGGUAGACAGUUCAAAACCCGAAGGGGAGCAUUCGUAUGAAGGAUUCUCUGUUCCUUGGGAAAGUAUCUUGGACCCUAAACACCCACACAAGUUAUUAUACUCUCUUCAAGUCAUCCACUUCAUUCACAGGGCAGAGGAUGAUACACAGAACACUUCUGCAAACGAGUCGAGUUCGAGUAGUGAGGAUUCUGACUCGUCUGAGGAAACAACUGAAAAGCCAUCAAAACCAGCCACUGAAAGCUGGGGCUCACAGUUUGUAGAGUUCGGGGGUUUACAGCAUCUCUAUAACAUUCUAAUGUCAGGUCACUUAGAGGCAAAAAAUGGAGCAGCAUGGACUCCAUGGCAACAGGAAUGCUUAGCUUAUUUAUUAAAACUAAUUUGCGAGUUUGGGACGAUAAAAGCUGAAGAUGAAGAAGACGAUGUGUUUGGCGAGACAGAGAGUGAGGAGAGCCGGCAUGUGUACCAGAGGCGAGAUGGCCAGUUCAGGGUGCGGUACAAGAGCACAGACAAGGAGGAGACGAUUUGCAUCAAGUGCCUGUCACAGCACCUGGUUUCAAUGAUCAAGGUUGAGCCGCUUUUGGACAAGCUGUUGUCUGUUUCUCAUCAGUCAACGCUCCAGUAUCACACGGGACCUCACAGGGCGAUCAGGGGAGGCGAAGUUGUACACAAUGCCGUAUCACUUCUGGUCUCUUGGGCUUAUACUGAUGUCCAAGUGAGCAAGGCGCUGAUGGAGCAGAAAAACUUCAAGCCUUGGUUACAGCAGCUUGUCCUUCUAGCCAGGGAGCCCGUGGUUCGGUUUGAAGCAUGCCGUGGCCUAUACCGCCUGAGCCUUAUCAAGGAGAACUCAUGCUUGAUUCAGUUGAUGGAUGCUCUGCUUGACUCUCUCCCACUCGCCCAGUCCCUACAGACCAAGAGUACAAGGCAGAAGAGACAUGAUCCCUGCACAAGGGAGUACUUCUCCAUUCUUUGUCGCUUGGUGGAUGGGCUUCCCUCUCAAGAUGGCAACAAGGGCCAUGAGAUUGAUCUGAACUCUUUGGCCAAGCUCUUGUGCAAGUACAUCUGUAGCAGUAAAGAGAACCUCAAGGAAAGCUCCCACCAUGAGGAGGAGGGACUUAGCGGAAUGCUCAAGCUGUGUACCGCGGUCAUGAGGCACAACCCACCCUUCAAGUUUUCACAGGAAGGCAUGAUAUUUAUUGGCGAGGUGUUCAGCGCCUGCUUAUUUGACCUACCCACUGACUGCUAUGACAAACGUGUUCUACCACUUUGCAAGCUAAAGUCCGCUCGUAGUGCCGCAUAUGACCUUCUCCUGGAGAUGGCCAAAGACUGCAAUGAGAAUUUCUGCGAGCUCCAGAAACUACUUAUGACUCACCAUCGGCCAGGUCUUCCACAGCUGACCACAUCCAAGAAGCAUAGCUAUGGCUGGCACUACUGGCCCAAUGACAAUGAGCGUGCACCGUGUGGUUUGGUGGGAAUUAUCAACCUCGGAGCAACAUGCUACAUGGCGUCCUGUAUACAGCAGCUAUUCCUGAUGCCCCAGGCCCGCUGUUCUAUCCUAAAUGCCAAGAUGACUGGUGACUCAAAGGAUGACUUGUUUCUUCGUGAGCUUCAGAAGAUGUUCUGCUUUCUAAUGAUGAGUGAACGCAAGGCGUACAACCCACGCUCGUUCUGCCGGACCUACACCAUGGACAAGCAGCUGAUUAACACAGGGGAACAGAAAGACAUGACGGAAUUCUUCACCGACCUCAUCAGCAAGCUCGAAGAGAUGUCUCCAUCACUGAGAGACCUUGUGAGAGAGCUCUUCUGUGGCGUGAUAACAAACAAUGUGGUAUCGUUGGAUUGCUCGCAUGUCAGUAAGACAAAGGAGGAAUUCUAUUCAGUCCGGUGCACUGUGGCAGACAUGAAGAACUUAUACGAAUCUCUAGACGAGGUGACGGUCAAGGACACGCUUGACGGUGACAACAUGUACACAUGCUCACAGUGCGGCAAAAAAGUCCGCGCUGAGAAACGGGCGUGCUUCACAGUCCUACCAAGAAUCCUUUGCUUCAACACGAUGCGCUACACGUUUAACAUGGUGACCAUGAUGAAGGAGAAAGUCAACACCCAUUUCUCCUUCCCACUGCAGCUAAAUAUGGCGCCUUACUCAGAGGAGUACCUCAUGGGAGACAAGGUGGACGAAGACGCCGAGAAGGAUCCUAAUUACUGGUACAACCUGAUAGGCGUGGUGGUGCACACUGGGACGGCAGAGGGCGGCCAUUAUUACAGCUUUAUUCGUAAUCGCUCCUACCCACAGCAGGAUAAGUGGUUCCUCUUCAACGAUGCCGAGGUCAAGCCUUUCGACCCUUCACAGAUCGCCGGCGAGUGCUUCGGAGGCGAGAUGACGACUAAAACUUACGACGUCGUGUCGGAAAAGUUCAUGGAUCUCUCAUUUGAGAAGACCCACAGUGCAUAUAUGUUGUUCUAUGAGCGCUGCGACUCCAGCCAACCUGCCGAGUCCCAAGAGCCGGAUGUCUCACUAAGUCCUGACCUUGCUGACUGGAUAUGGAGAGACAACAUUCAGUUUUUGCACGACAAGCAUAUCUUUGAUACCACUUACUUCAACUUCAUGUGGUUCCUGUGUAGCAGUAUUCCGCCUACAUUAGAGAGCACCCAGGAGGUCUUCCUGUCCAACAUGCAGCUGGGUACGUCCUUCUUGCUCGAAACCCUUGUCCACUCCAAGGAGAAACUCCUUCUGAAAAACUGGUCCGACUUGCUGAUCCACCACCUGGAGCAGACUAGCGACACAAGCCAGUGGUUUCUGGAAACUCUGUCUAGCGAUGACUGGUGGUUGCAAAAGUUACUGGUCAAGUGCCCAGUACAGAACAUAAGACAGAUGUUUGCGCGGCUCUGUGCCCAUGCAUUGCAGGCUCUGCGGAUGUUCAACGUCAAGGACGCAGAAGAAGAGUUGACGGCAGACGAAGAUGAGAGAUCCUUGUUUCCUUUCGCAACAAGAUUCAUCAAAGCAAUACUAAAGCUGCUUGAGUACAACGUGACCCGUCUGCACAUCAAGAACCUAUCCGAGUAUUUCUGGCUUAUUCACCAAUUUGCUCUCGCCGGCGAGGAGGAGCGCGAGUUCCUGCUGAGUAUCGAUGCAAUUUCCUUUAUGAUCAGUUUCUACCUGGGAAGCAAAGCUCCAGAGACGGCUCACGAGUCUGCAGCUGGCGAUGAUGAUGAUGCAGAUGAUGAUGAUGACGAGGUUGUUCCUAUUCUUCCGGAAGAUAAAUACCGUUCAAGUUCCCUGGAAAAGAUGAUCUCGGUCAUUGCACUGCUUGUCGAAGAAUCGUGGGAUGAGCGGCACCUAAACCUCUCCGAGAAUGACAUGGAGGCAGUUAUCGGGGCUGAUCAGGGCUUCCCGUUCCUGUUUCAAGCAAUCAAGGACGCCAUCAACCUGCGUCACACGACCAACCUGGUGUUCAGCCUCAGCAGAUACAAUGCCAAACUUGCAGAGAGUAUUGUUUCAAUGUUGAUCACCGCUGUACAAAAACUUCCUCCAGAGCAAUCACAGUCCUUCUUCAAACUUCUGUCCAUGUUGACCGAACUUCAGGGUGUAAGUCCAGCUGGCAUGCCUUCCUUCACAAACCUCACCCUAAGCAAGAUCUGGGAGGCUGCCGAGUACAACGCCAUCUUGUGCAUCGAGUGGCUCACGUGUAUCGUUCCAAAGAAUUCUAUGGCACAUCAAUGGGUUCUGGACAACAUGGAGCAAUGGGUCGAGAAGUACCUCAUCGCUGAUAACAGCCCACGAAUAAGGAAUGCCUCAGCGUAUCUGUUGGUCGCGCUUGUCCCCAGUAAUCACUUCCGCCAGGGUUUCAGGACCAGGAGUUUUACAACCCCGCAUAAGGACGUACAGCUCAGCGAAGAAGCACGUGAAAUCCUCCACACGAUCUAUAACAUGUUGCUUGGUCUUCUUGCAAAAGUCAGACCAUACUGUGACCGCACGAUUCAGGGUACAACUAAGUUGGUCAGUUUUUUCGUCGUCAUGAACUACUGCUUGGUGUCGAAGACGGAGAAAGAAAUGUUCACGCCGUUCUGUGUGGAUCUAUGGCGACUGUUCCACCCACUGAUGUCAGAGCCCAACAUCGCAGUGCAUCACAACAAGCAGGCGCUGUUGAUCUUCUGGUAUCACGUGUGUAUGGAUUGUGAGGUUAAUGUUGCAUUUAUCACGGAUACAACGCAAGUCGCCAACAAUAUCGCCCUGAACUACAUAUUAUCGAGUGAUGAACCGGAAGUGAUUACGUUUAACCGUAACGUACUCCCAGCGUACUAUGGGCUUCUAAGAUUGUGCUGUGAGCACUCGCGGGCAUUCACUCGCCAGCUAGCCGCCCACUCGAACAUGAAGUGGGCGUUUGAGAACCUUACAACACGUGUCAAGCACUACCCACAGGCCAUCGAUGAGCUUUUCGCACUCAUGCGGCUUUUCUCUGGUUACGGCUGCACGGAUCUUUCAAGUGAGGAGCGAAUAGCGGCGGCAAACUUCCGCAAGUGCACCAUCCUUCUGUACCUAAACUGCCUGGACGGCGUGGCCAAUUGGACAACCCUCAUCACGGCUUUCAAGAUUCUGCUCCAGACGGAACAGGACAGACUGAUUGUACUUGUCAGUCAGGGACUCCUCAUCCUUUCAGAUGCGUUUUCCAAUCUCCACAUGAUGUAUCACGAGGCUACAGCGUGUCACGUGACUGGUGACCUGGCAGAGGUUCUGCAGAUUCUCCAUGAUAUACUAGUGUGCUCACAUACCCACAUGGAAAACCCAGAGGUACGCAGCAGUGUGUUGGGCUGGUCAGAAAAGAUGGAUGUCGCACAAAAACUCCUGUCACUGUUGAACUCCUACACACCCAAAGAUGUGCGCACUAUCUGUCUAGAAGUCUUGAAUGCGAUGCUUGUCCAGUACCCUAAUGAGUUUGUAGAAGUUCUGAUACCCAUGAUUCACCUGUGUCAUCGUAAUUGGCACCAUGGCUCACAGCAAGUUAUUCUCGGCCCGUACUUCCCUCGUCGUCACACCAAGGUGAUAGUCAGCAGCAAAUCCCUACCCCGACCAUCCGUCCCUGAACUCAACAUGUUCCUGCACGCGUCCUACCUUGAAACACCUAAGGGCGUGGACGAGGUAUACGACAAGGCCAUACUAGACUACUACCAACCAUAUCAGUUCUUUGCUGACAAGCUGAUCCGUGUAGCGUUCAACCAGAACCGCGUCAGCGAGGCCGUACUUAGCUGCAGUUGCCUGCUGGCUAUCGAAGGAGUGCCUCUGCAUUUUACAUUCUUCAGUAAAUUGUGGAUGGAGGUUUACAACAGCUCAACAGAGCACUCAAAAUGUAAGGAAUGUUUGCAGCAGCUGUGUCAGCGCCAGGAAUUCACCGAGUAUAUCGAGUUGAUUCUCCUUGACGAGCGUGUCUGCUUGCACAUUCCUGAGAUCUACUCCUUCCUUUGCUGCUUCUUUCCUAAGGUCUACAAGCGCGUGCUGCAGAAUCAGUGGAAGAGUCUUUUGCAUCAGCUCGUUACCACGGUAAUCGCUGACAGGUCACUCGUCAAGAAUGUAAAUGAGGCGGAGCUGUCGCAGAUUGCCAAGCGGAUGACUGCGGAUCUUCGCGCCUUAGCCCUGAUGUUUUCAGUGGAGCCCCCGCAGAAAAGUGACGUCAGCAACAUGUUCCAGCCAAGCCUGGACGACAUCCUGGCGGUCUGCAGGAAGUACCAAAACCGGAAACAGGAGCGCUUAAAAGCUCGCCAAGAAAAGAAAACCGAUGACCCCCCUGAGGAAAAACAAGCUGAAGAUGAAGAGCCGCAGAUAAAGCGGCGACGGACAUUAGACUUGGAAGAGGAGUCGGACGCCUCAGAUAAACCUGGGCCUAGUGGGGAAGGAGGAUUGGAUUCUAGAGGUAGUAAGGAACCACAGGAAGCCCCUCGACAAAAGCUCCAUCCUCUACUAGGGCCCAGGCCACCGCCGGAUUGGGUGGACCUGCUAGCGAAGGCAAUACAGACUACGCUAACAAAGUUACCAAAAUCGUAAGGCGUACCAGUAAUUGGGCGGCAUAAUACAGCACACCACAACGCAACAAAUGGGAUUUGCGUGCUCCGGUAUUGAUUGUAAUACAACGCCUGGAAACCUAAGUUCGAAAGCAUCCCCCCCUCAAAAAAAAUAUGAUGCAAUAAUUCUUAAAGUCAAGUGUCUUGCGGACCAGAGGCACUGCGAAGAGGUGUUAUUUUUUAUAUGUAUUUAAGAAGUGCCUAUUCGAAGAGGCACAUUUUUGUCAGACAAGAUUGGUAAGUAUUUAUCGAAUCUAGAGAAAAUUGACGCGAGUUCAAAGAAGUCCAGGAUGUUUUUAUUGGUUAAGUAGAAGAUUGAAUAGCUCUUGUUGGUCUCAAUAAAAUUAUUAUCAGAAGCUCCUGCCCCAAGAGCUUUGAUCAU